This is a messenger RNA of Panicum virgatum (switchgrass), 1929 nucleotides long. RefSeq names its product NAC domain-containing protein 105-like. Gene Ontology annotation, biological process: regulation of DNA-templated transcription. The coding region runs from base 735 to 1754 and encodes 339 amino acids. Lineage: Eukaryota; Viridiplantae; Streptophyta; Magnoliopsida; Poales; Poaceae. The record is from RefSeq and is a predicted model, not a curated record. Gene Ontology annotation, molecular function: DNA binding. The transcript is spliced from 5 exons.
UCCUACGUCUCCUCAGCCCGGCCUCCACGCACGCAGCACCUUUGCUAGCUCCAUCUAUCUCCAUCCACCAUUGCAUCUCUCUCUCCUCCUCUUUCACUUACCUUAGCAAGCUCUUCAAUUCCCUGAUCUUCUUCCUCGAUCAUCUACAGUUUGUAUCUCUCAGUUUGUUGAUUAUUUGUUGCCUCCGAUCGAUAUUCACGGCCACCAUAGAUAGAUUGUGAGCUCGCUCGUCGAUCUAUCUCUGCUAUCUAGCUAGCUCUCUCUCAUCAGGGUUUCUUUUUAGCACUUCCAUCAAUCCCGUUCUGCAUUUAGUUUGAUCUCACGUCAACCCCGUUCGUCCCCGUUCCCGUUCCCGAUCGAUCUGCACACGGCAGCUAGCCGGCCCUCCCUCCCAGCCUCCCUUCUCUCCUCCCUGCUCCUCUCUCUGUGCUACUACUAGCUUAGGCUAGGCGAGGAGAGGAAGGGAAGAGGAACAAGGGACGGAGCUUGUAUGCAUGCAGAUCGAUGAACUCUUGCCUGCUAUAGCAAGAUAGUAGUGACCUAGAGAGAGAAAGGAGGGAGAGAGAAUACACGCACAUAGAGCAACCAAAAGACAGGGAGAAGGAAGAUCAGAAAAGGUUCUUCAUUUCUGUCUCCUGGCUCUAUGUACUAUAUAUAGCAGCAGCUAGCAAGCAAGAUCUUCUGCAUUUGUACAAGAUCGAUCAAUUAAUAGAGAUCCCAGCCAGUUGAUCAAGAUGGGUAUGAGCAGCACACAAGCACAGACGCAGCAGCUAGUUCCUCCAGGUUUUCGGUUCCACCCGACCGACGAAGAGCUCGUGGAUUACUACCUCAGGAAGAAGGUGGCCUCGAGAAGGAUCGACCUCAACGUCAUCAAAGAUGUAGAUCUUUACAAGAUAGAGCCAUGGGAUCUCCAAGAGAAGUGCAGGUUAGGAGGACCUGGCGAGGAGGAGCAGAAUGAGUGGUACUUCUUCAGCCACAAGGACAAGAAAUACCCGACUGGCACCCGGACCAACCGGGCCACCGCGGCCGGGUUUUGGAAGGCCACUGGCAGGGACAAGCCGAUCUACGCCAACAAGCAGCGGCAGCUGGUGGGCAUGAGGAAGACCCUAGUGUACUACAAGGGCAGGGCUCCCAACGGCCACAAGUCCGACUGGAUCAUGCACGAGUACCGCCUUGAAACCAAUGAGAAUGGCCCUCCGCAGGAAGAAGGAUGGGUAGUAUGUAGGGUGUUCAAAAAGAGACUACCAACAACUAGAAGAGAAUCUGACCAUGAUGCACCAUGCUGGUAUCUUGAUGAAGAUGGACCCUUCAUGCAUGACCUUAACUCUCCCAUGAGCAGAAUGCCACCACAUCACGCCAUGUCACAGCUGCAAGAACAGCACCUCCAAAUGCUGAACAAUACCUACAAGAGGGAACUGAAGCUACAAUUCCAAAUGCCAAGCCAUCAUGUUCUCAACACCAUUCCUCACGAGCUAGAGAGUCCUUCUUUCCAUUCUCUGUUGGUCUCACCAGAUCAUCAAUCAAAUUCGCACCAUGCUCACCAGCAUGUUCAGCUCAUGGAUGAUGCAGUAGACCAAGUCACCGAUUGGAGAGUUCUAGACAAGUUUGUUGCAUCUCAACUUAGUCAUGAUGCAACAAAGGGUGUAGAUUAUACUGACGAAGGAGAUAUUAUUCAGGUCAAUGAGAAGCAAGAGGUGGCUACUGACUAUGCGUCAACGUCAACAUCCAGCAGCCAAGUUGAUCCAUGGAAGUGAUGAUGCAAAUUAAUCAAACAUAAUACCUCAUAUAUAUAGAAAUAUCAUCUUAAGAGCUACAGUAAUGAUGAUUAUCAUAUCGGAUCGAUUGGACAGCUAAGUAAUUUGAUCUCCGGAAUGACAUGUAAAUAAGACUAUAUAUAUUGAGAUGAGUGUACUACUUAUUAUUUCCUUC